Priceomyces carsonii is the source of this 687-nucleotide messenger RNA. Its product is annotated as iron-sulfur cluster assembly protein. The transcript has a single exon. The record is from RefSeq and is a predicted model, not a curated record. Bases 1 to 687 code for a protein of 228 amino acids. Gene Ontology annotation, biological process: iron-sulfur cluster assembly. NCBI's taxonomy places the organism in Eukaryota, Fungi, Ascomycota, Pichiomycetes, Serinales, Debaryomycetaceae.
AUGUCUGAUCCAAUAAAUGCAAAUCCAACUGUCAUUGAUGUAUCUAGUCUUCCCAAAAGGGUCCCUGAAUCAGAUGGAUUAAAUAAAAAUGGGAAAUCUUUUCAACUUAUAGAGAGAAUUACUUCUUUAUCUUUGUUACGAAAGCAACCGCUUGUCGAAAGCAGUGACGAAAAUAUCCCGGACUUGAUGAAGGAUGUUCACAUGGGUGAAUCACUGGAUGAUGAACUCUUUGAAUAUCUGAAUAAAGAGACGAAAGAGAAAGAGUUAUAUGAAAACUUAGAAGAGUUUGAAGAUGAAAUUGAUGCACAAGAGAUCUUUGAUUUAAUUUCAACCAUUUCAGAUCCAGAGCACCCUCUUACUUUAGCUCAACUAGCUGUUGUGAACUUGUCAGAUAUCCAGAUAACUCAUGGGCAAAGUAGAACUAGCGAUAUCUCAGAGGUCUUAAUAAGGAUCACACCAACUAUUACACAUUGCUCAUUGGCAACAUUGAUUGGGCUAGGUAUCAGAGUUAGGUUAGAAAGAAGCCUUCCAGCAAGAUUUAGGAUUAAAAUUAUCAUUAAGGAAGGUACUCAUCAGUCUGAGAACCAGGUUAACAAACAACUUAACGAUAAAGAAAGAGUUGCAGCUGCAUGUGAAAAUGAUCAGCUAUUAAGUGUUAUACUGCAAAUGCUUAGUACUUGCAAAUGA